Messenger RNA from Pocillopora verrucosa, 1017 nucleotides. Its product is annotated as adenosine receptor A3-like. NCBI's taxonomy places the organism in Eukaryota, Metazoa, Cnidaria, Anthozoa, Scleractinia, Pocilloporidae. Gene Ontology annotation, cellular component: plasma membrane. The record is from RefSeq and is a predicted model, not a curated record. Gene Ontology annotation, molecular function: G protein-coupled receptor activity. Gene Ontology annotation, biological process: G protein-coupled receptor signaling pathway.
AUGAACAAUACCUCUGCUUCUACCAUCGGCUCAAGACAAGAUCUUGAUUCAUCAAAGAACUCUCCCUCCAGAAUGGAAGGAGUCACAUUGUGUAGUGCUUUUAUGCUGACAUUUGUCUUAGUUGUUGCGGGGAACUUAAUCACUAUUAUUCUUUUUGCAAAAAACAAAAACAUUCGCAAGAAAAAUUUAUUUUUACCCAUCAAUAUGGCGUUUGCUGACCUGUUUUUAGGAGCUGUUGGUUUACCUAUAUACAUUUAUGAUGUUGGCUUCUAUUUCCAGCUGUGGACCAGCCGGAUUGGGAACCUGAGCAGUAACAAUCGUCUCUAUAUUUUCUUCCUGGCCUUUGAUACAUUCUUCUCACAGGCUUCAAUCAUUUCUGCAGCCUUCAUAUCCUGUGAGAGAUUUUACGCCAUGUAUUGGCCGUUUAAGCAUCGAACAUUAUCAACUCGAACAUACCGUAUCCUUAUUAUUAUCGUGUGGAUAAUUACCCUAUUUAUAUCGGCGAUCUGGACUGGAUCAAACCUCCUUCUUUCUACCAAGCACACCAUGUUUGUUUGGGGGCUAUAUACUUUGAUUCUCGUGCUAAUAAUGUGUGGCUGUUACAUGGGUAUUUGGCGAAAGUUUCAGAGUGGUAGUGUCGCCACUUUACACCAGCAAAACAGAGACUUGCAAAACAAGCGCUUGACAAAGACCUUGUUAUUUGUAUCUGGCCUUUCUUUGCUGGCUUGGUUGCCUUUAAUAAUAUCAAACUUCUUGAAAUUUUUCUGUCUUUUACCAGUACAAUUCAAAUUUUAUUUCAUGGUAAACCUUAUAAAUUACUUCAACUCUUUUGUCAAUCCGGUUGUUUAUGCAUUACGAAUUGUCGAGUUUCGACAAGCUCUAACUACACGUUGUUUUCUCGGAAGAGAGCCAGCGAUGAACACGUCACUUGCUGAGGUUAGAAGUGAGACGAGAGGAAAAACUGAUUUCAUCUAUGAACUGGCGUUUGAACAAGUUGUAAUGGAUAUCAAACUGUAA